This is a messenger RNA of Orbicella faveolata, 4794 nucleotides long. Its product is annotated as kelch-like protein 3. The record is from RefSeq and is a predicted model, not a curated record. Gene Ontology annotation, molecular function: protein binding. NCBI's taxonomy places the organism in Eukaryota, Metazoa, Cnidaria, Anthozoa, Scleractinia, Merulinidae.
UUCUUUCUUGUUUAACAAGUUAAAAGCCUUAAAUUUGUGUCAUCAGAAAAACUGAGAUCAUGUUUUAGUUAGAAAACUUAUUGUCUGUGAUUAAACAUAUUAAUGUCUAGUUUGAGAGAGCUUUUUGUAUUUUGAGGUAAAAUACAUUGCAGAAUGUAAUUGACUUGUCAGUGGUUUUCUCAGUAUUUUUGUAAGAUUUAUUACUAAAAUGUAGUUUUUCUGUCAGUAAAAUAAUGCAGCAAAUCAUGUAAGUAUAUUUGUUGCAGUUUAAUACCCAAGAAUUACUUAUUUCUGUCACUUCUCUUGUAAUUAUUGCAACAUACUUUUUUUAGUGAAUAAAGUUUAAUAUACAUGUCUGGUGCGGAUGUUUUGUUUUCUAUUUCAUUCAAUUUACAAGAGGGGGAGGACCCAUCUUCAGAUAUUUUUACAACAGUCAAUUGUUUAGCAAACAUUCUUAGAUACUUGAGAUCUAGGAAAAUUGACUUCUGUUGAUAGUUUUGUAAGAGAGAUGCACCAUGCCAAACUUUCCCCGUUUAUAGCUUAGGGCUGCAUGGAUAGUGCUCUCCAAACUUUAUGAACAUUCCUCUACAUUGGAAGGCCUUUUCCCGAAGGUACAACAGUUUUGAGAGGAAAGAACAUUAAUCAAUGAGCCUUUUUUCAGCUGCUCAUUUUAAGACCUCCUCAAUCGAUAAAAUAUGUUUGACACCAUUACCCAAACCCCACUAGAGCAGUAAGAGGUUAUUAUAUCACCCACGCAAGACCAUACCACCCGUCCGAUGAUUUCCGAGGACAUUCCGAAGAUUUCCAAAAACUCCGAACAUUUCCACGAAGAAUUUCACGUUCUGUUGCCUUUCAGUCUUUUACUGUUCGAGUUUACGUAUUUUUCGAACGUGUGCGAGUUAAAGCUGCAGCUCCUGUUUUCCUUUUUACCUCGGCGUGGAAGAUUGGUCCAUAGCUGGGCGUGAGACCAAAAUUUUAAUACAGCACAAAAGAUGUAAGGUUAUUAGUAGCACGAGUCAAGCACGAGUUAUAUGGGUCAACUUCGAGCCAAACUCGGGUCAACGUCUGUUCUGGUCUUUUUUUCUCGGGCAUUGUAACGAUUUUCAACUGUUUUUUUUGUCUAGUAACUAGUGAACUGGAACAACAAAUAUACUUGCGCGCUGUUCGGGUUUUCCCUGCAAAUCGCAGGUGCAUCGAAUUUAUGCUCAAAUUGCAUUGUGGGACGUAAAUUUAAUAAACAAAGGAAAUGGCGGCCGCGAAGGAAGGAGAAAGCUUUAUGGAAGUCCUCAAUUACAAGGACUCAUUUCAUGCUUGCCACGUUUUGGAGACCCUUAAGAAAUUGUAUUUAAAAAAGGAACUUUGCGAUGUUGUUUUGAUAGUGGAUGAACAAGAAAUCAAAGCACAUCGAGUGGUUUUAGCAGCGAAUAGCGCCUAUUUUUAUUCAAUGUUUACCACCGACAUGUGCGAGAGUGUUCAAGAGAGGAUUUCCCUGAAAGGAAUAGACUUCGAGGCAGUGGAGCUUAUAGUAAACUUUUGCUACACUUCGACUAUAGAAAUUACGGAGAAAAACGCACAAAAUCUUCUGUCAGUGUCGAAUUUACUGCAGUUCAACACGAUCAUCGAAUCUUGUUGUGGGUUUUUGAAGAAUCAGUUACACCCCACAAACUGUCUGGGGAUUGGAGAUUUUGCCGAUCACCACGGCUUCUCAAAAUUAAAAAAUGCCGCACAAUGCUAUGCUGAAAAACAUUUUCUUGAGGUAAUUAAGUCUGAGGAAUUUCUUAAUGCGACUUGCGAACAGAUAUCGACCAUGCUGAAGAGUGAUUUCCUUGAUGUGGCGAGUGAACAAGAGGUUUUCGAUUCUGUCAUACAGUGGAUCUAUCACGACGAGGGUCGUCGGAAGCGACAUUUACCAGGAUUUCUCAAAGACAUUAGGCUCCCUUUAUUGCCGCCGAAAAUUUUAGUUGAUUGUAUAGAGAGCGAGAAGCUGGUAGAAAGCAAUGACACUUGCAUGAGGCUAAUCAGUGAGGCAAAGAACUUUCAUCUGCUUCCUGAACGACGUGACAACAUCCCAUUCGGGACACAGGCUAGGCAUAAAGCCAGGAGCACUAUGAUCUACAUUGUGGGUGGUGAAAUACAUAACAGGGUAUUCAACAGUGUCAGGAGAUUCAACUUUGAGACCAACAUGUGGGAUGAAGUGGCUCCAAUGAACAAACAUCGUGAUGGUGUGGGUGUGGCUGUAUAUAGUGGCCAUAUUUAUGCUGCAGGAGGAUGUGAUGGUGAUGUAGCCCUUAGUUCAGUAGAAUGUUACCAUCCUGCCACUGACAAGUGGACGUAUGUUCAGCCUAUGGCAUGUGGACGGCAUGCUUUUGGUUUGGUAGAGCUGGAUGGUUGGUUGUAUGCAUCGGGAGGAAGUGACUUCUCACGUUCUGAAUAUAACAGCUUGGAACGUUAUGAUCCAGUCAGGGAUGUCUGGACUCACAUGAAACCCAUGAGCACAAUGCGAGAGGGAAUUGCCAUGGUUACUCUAGAUGGUACUAUCUAUGCAAUUGGUGGAGACAACGGUGUCUCUAUAUUAAACACGGUAGAAAGGUAUGACCCACGGCUGGAUCGCUGGAGUGCUUGUGUCGCCAUGAGCUAUCGACGAAGAUACUUUGGUGCAGCAGUACUUAAGAGCAAGAUAUUUGUUGUCGGAGGGAGUGAUUAUGAUGAAGAUCAUAACUCUGUGGAGUGUUUUGAUCCACGUAUGAACAGAUGGCUUUCACUGCCUCCGAUGCUGAUGAGGAGAGAGAGUCCAGCUGUAGCUGCUGUUGAUGACAAAUUGUUUGCCAUGGGAGGUGCAUGCAUGAAUGUUGAAACAGAAAAGAUUGACUGCUAUGAUCCUUUAACUAACAAGUGGGAGGAGUUUGCGCCACUACCUCUGGCCAUAGAAGGCAUGGGUGUAGCUGUAAUCCUUAACCAAACAGAAAGUCUGUUCAUUGUGUUUUCAUCUCAUCAAGGUAUUGCCUGUAGCAAGAACUGUUGUACAGUUUCUAAUCAGAAUCUUAAAGGAAAAUGGAUUGAAACAUCCAUUAAACUUUUAAAAAUUGCUUGCUGCUAUUUACAAUUUUGUUUUACACCAUUUUUGUUAGGAUGUGAUGGUGAUGUAGCCCUUAGUUCAGUAGAAUGUUACCAUCCUGCCACUGACAAGUGGACGUAUGUUCAGCCUAUGGCAUGUGGACGGCAUGCUUUUGGUUUGGUAGAGCUGGAUGGUUGGUUGUAUGCAUCGGGAGGAAGUGACUUCUCACGUUCUGAAUAUAACAGCUUGGAACGUUAUGAUCCAGUCAGGGAUGUCUGGACUCACAUGAAACCCAUGAGCACAAUGCGAGAGGGAAUUGCCAUGGUUACUCUAGAUGGUACUAUCUAUGCAAUUGGUGGAGACAACGGUGUCUCUAUAUUAAACACGGUAGAAAGGUAUGACCCACGGCUGGAUCGCUGGAGUGCUUGUGUCGCCAUGAGCUAUCGACGAAGAUACUUUGGUGCAGCAGUACUUAAGAGCAAGAUAUUUGUUGUCGGAGGGAGUGAUUAUGAUGAAGAUCAUAACUCUGUGGAGUGUUUUGAUCCACGUAUGAACAGAUGGCUUUCACUGCCUCCGAUGCUGAUGAGGAGAGAGAGUCCAGCUGUAGCUGCUGUUGAUGACAAAUUGUUUGCCAUGGGAGGUGCAUGCAUGAAUGUUGAAACAGAAAAGAUUGACUGCUAUGAUCCUUUAACUAACAAGUGGGAGGAGUUUGCGCCACUACCUCUGGCCAUAGAAGGCAUGGGUGUAGCUGUAAUAUGACAUGCAACAAUUGGAAUGCCAGAAGUUGGCUGUUGUUUGAAUGUUUAGCUUCAUUUGCUAAGAAAAAAUUGCAUUAUUUCACAAAGGUUUUAAAAGCAGCACCUAGUGCUUGUACUAUAAUUAUUUUAUUUAAAAUUAAAUUAAUAAGAAAUAAAAUAACUGUGGUAUUGUGUGGACGGAGAAGUUAAAAAAAAACUUCAAUAGUUGGUUCAAAAAGAAAAGUACAAAAAGAAUGCUAUCAAAUAGACACAAACUAGGAAAAAAUUAUUCAAUAAAAUUAUUUCUCUCUUAAAUUUAUGUAAAAUAAAUUACCUUUAUUAUAGCAAUGUUGCAUAUUUAACUGUAAUGCACUGUUGGCUUUUCAGUCCUUAACCAAACAGAAAGGCUGUUCAUUGUGUUUUCAUCUCAUCAAGGUAUUGCCUGUAACAAGAACUGUUGUAGAGUUUCUAAUCAGAAUCUUAAAGGAAGUAAGAAUACAGCAACAAGUUACCAACGAAAGUCUAACGACACACAGCAAACAUCACACACUUGAGAAAAAUGUUGAUACAAGAAAAUAUUUUAUGAUAUAAGGGUGAAAUAUAGUGUCCUUUGGUCUAUCUUGAUAUAACAAAUAUUAUUAAUAUAAAAUGUUUGAGUUGUAAAUGACUUUUACGAUAAAUUAAUAUAUUCUGAUCUAUUAGAAUAUUACAGGAGACCCUCUCUACAAUGGUACCUUAAAUUUAUGGAAAAUUAACUGAACAUUGUAGAUUGGUGAAGGCAGAGUAUAAAAUAUGGACUGACAUAACGUACUCAGAAAAAAUAUCCUGGCCUUCACAGAGAGGUGGCUACUAUAGACAAGUUAUUGGUAGUGGAGGUUUGACUGAGGUAAUUUAAUGUUUUGAAUAUUUAUUGGCUAGUUCCACUAUCAACUUAUGUUAUAAAAAUUAUAUGUUUACAGAAAAUGUAUGACUAACAGAGGAAUAAAAAAGGUUUAUGUUCAA